CAUCUGUUUACUAGUAAAAGCUGACCUAAUCAGAAAGGUGUGGAUGCUAAUACGGGGGAGGAGAGGGAAGGGGGGACGUUUCUCUGGCUUCCCUCUCUCUCUCUCUUUCUCUCUCCCCACCCUCCCUCACGCUCUCUCCCUCUCUCCCACCCUCCCUUCUAAGGUUUUAAUCAUCAUUCAUUUGGAAAAGUGACACCACCGCUUCUGGAUGGACAAGGCAAACGGACAGAGGAUGGCAGAUGCAACACCGAUUACAUCUCCAGUGUCGACAGCGCGGCUUCGCAUCGACUCGCUUUUCAAUUGGAAAUUGUGACCUUACAAUUUCAACACAGAGAGAGAGAGAGAAACCCUACACACACACACACACACACACAGAUGUAUCAAUGAUCAACAGAGACACAGAGAGAGUGCGUGCGUGAAAGAAUCAUCCUCCAAUUUCUGGGGAUUUUAAGAUUGUCAAAAAAAAAUCUACAUCGGCAAAAAAAAAUUCAUCUGGCAAAAUCCUGCGACCGUGUGCUCACAAUAAAGGCUGCUUUUAAAAAAAAGAGACACACAAGAGAGACAAGACUAGCUAUAAACACGCUGGCUGAUGGCACAAAGGUAUGAUGAGCUGUCCCAUUAUGGGAUAGAUGGGGUGUCGAUGGCGAGUUAUGGAGAUUCACAUGCCUCUCGGAAUCUGGGUCACCAUCUGAACCACGGCCCCGGCAUUCAUGCACAACACUACCCGCCUGGAAGCGCAUCUCACCGGGCGCCGCUACCUGGGAGCUUGGGCAACAGCAUCAACGACGGCUUGAAGAGGGAAAAGGAUACCAUAUACGGACAUCCUCUGUUCCCUUUGCUGGCCUUGGUCUUUGAGAAGUGCGAACUAGCGACAUGUACUCCCAGGGACUGCGGGAUGGCAGGGGGAGACGUGUGCUCCUCAGAUUCAUUCAACGAAGACAUCGCCGUGUUUGCUAAACAGAUUCGAACAGAAAAACCUCUAUUUUCCUCCAAUCCGGAGCUGGAUAAUUUGAUGAUUCAAGCCAUCCAAGUGUUGCGGUUUCAUCUGUUGGAGUUGGAAAAGGUCCACGAAUUGUGUGAUAAUUUUUGCCACCGCUACAUCAGCUGCUUGAAGGGCAAGAUGCCUAUCGACCUGGUGAUAGAGGACCGCGAUGGAGGCUCAAAAUCUGACCUGGAGGAUUUCACCGGCUCCUGCACCAGCCUCUCCGAUCAGAACCACUGGACCCGAGACCAUGAUGACACGGGGUCCACCCAUUCGGGCACACCCGGGCCCUCCAGUGGGGGCCUCGCAUCGCACAGCGGGGACAACUGCAGUGAACAAGGUGAUGCGUUAGACAACAGCAUGGCAUCGCCCGGCACAGGCGACGAUGACGACUUGGACAAGGACAAGCGGCGUCAAAAAAAAAGGGGCAUUUUCCCCAAAGUGGCCACCAAUAUCAUGCGGGCCUGGCUCUUCCAGCACCUCACGCACCCGUACCCCUCCGAGGAACAGAAGAAACAGCUAGCGCAGGACACAGGCCUCACCAUCUUACAGGUGAACAACUGGUUCAUCAACGCAAGACGCCGAAUUGUCCAGCCAAUGAUCGACCAAUCAAAUCGAACAGUUGGUCAAGGAACGCCCUACAGCCCAGACGGUCAGCCAAUGGGAGGGUUUGUAAUGGACGGCCAACAGCACAUGGGCAUCCGGCCUCCAGGUUUGGCGGCAGUGCCAGGGGACUACGUGCCACAAGGGGGCGCGAUGGGACUGGGCCUCCAGCAGGCAGGGUACACCUCUCGACCGAUGGCACCCCACCCCACCCAGCUGCACCACGGAGCCUCGGCGCACCUGUACGUCCCCGGACACUCCCACCACCCAGCCAUGAUGACGCCGAGCAGGCCCCCCGCUCAUCCUGCGAUGUCAUCACCAAGCCCAUCCAUCCUGAAUCCCGGGGAGACCAUCCUCAGUGGGCAAGCCAUGGACAUCCAUGCCCAUUGAAGAGCAGCGAAACAGUCAGGGCAUUGGACAGAAGAGGAGAACACUUAAUAGGGUUCCUUGCCCCCUGGCAAAUCAGGGCACAUACUGGAAUUCAGGAGUGCUGUGUGUGUGUGAGACACUGUUUGAUCACUUUUACUGUAUUUCCCUUUCCUGUGGAUUUGAAUAAGGACCAAUUCUGGAUCAUCCUGACUAAAAUACCAUGAGACUUUUAUAUAUAUAUACAAUGAGACACUGAAAAAAAGGACAUUGCAGCCAUUUUUGACAAUGAAGGUUAAAUUAACUUGUACACAUUCUGUGAUUGCUUUCCUACAGAUUCUUUUCUUAAGUCAGAAAGCAAAGGAUCAAACUAUUUUCACGCUACCUUCGGAGAGAUGGCCUGGUGUUGGAAAUGCACAACAGAGGCCAGGGGUUGGAAGGUCACAGCAGGGUUAACAGAGAGAGGCGGGCAUUGGAGGGGGUGAAGGUGGCGAGAGGCAGCAGAUACAACACUGCCAAUUCCUAUAAGCCAAUCAUCAACCUCCUGCAGAUUUUAGGAACAGGAAAAAGCCAGCAAUCCCAAAAACAGACAUCAUUAAGCUGGAGAGGGUUCAGAAGACAUUUACCAGGACGUUACCAGGUAGGCAGGGUUGGAGUUAUAACGAAAGGCUGGGACUCAGAAAUCAUAGAGUCAUAGAGAUGCACAGCAUGGAAACAGACCCUACGGUCCAACCCUUCCAUGCCGACCAGAUAUCCCAACCCAAUCUACUCCCACCUGCCAGCACCCGGCCCAUAUCCCUCCAAACCCUUCCUAUUCA
Messenger RNA from Hemiscyllium ocellatum (epaulette shark), 2769 nucleotides. RefSeq names its product homeobox protein Meis1-like. Bases 590 to 1975 code for a protein of 461 amino acids. Gene Ontology annotation, molecular function: DNA-binding transcription activator activity, RNA polymerase II-specific; RNA polymerase II cis-regulatory region sequence-specific DNA binding. The record is from RefSeq and is a predicted model, not a curated record. The transcript has 12 exons. Lineage: Eukaryota; Metazoa; Chordata; Chondrichthyes; Orectolobiformes; Hemiscylliidae. Gene Ontology annotation, biological process: positive regulation of cell population proliferation; hemopoiesis; embryonic pattern specification.